GCGUAGAGACAGUGGGUGAAGGGCGUAGAGACAGUGGGUGAAGGGCGGAGAGACAGUGGGUGAAGGGCGUAGAGACAGUGGGUGAAGGGCGUAGAGACAGUGGGUGAAGGGCGUAUAGACAGUGGGUGAAGGGCGUAGAGACAGUGGGUGAAGGGCGUAUAGACAGUGGGUGAAGGGCGUAUAGACAGUGGGUGAAGGGCGUAUAGACAGUGGGUGAAGGGCGUAUAGACAGUGGGUGAAGGGCAUAUAGACAGUGGGUGAAGGGCAUAUAGACAGUGGGUGAAGGGCGUAUAGACAGUGGGUGAAGGGCGUAGAGACAGUGGGUGAAAUUAUGUUGAAUUUAACAAUAAACUACAUUCAUCAAUCUGAUUCCAAUAUUAUGUGAAUAAAUGCAACAGGCCGUGUACGUCUCUGGAGGAUCUAGUCAAGGUAGCAAGCCUUGCAUCACCUCUCAGUAUGCAUUUAAUGAACAUGUGUCUAACUUGCACCGUUAUGCAAUUAUUAAGAGAGUAGAUACAAAUGGCCAAUCCUGGCAACCAAUGUUCUAGCAUUAACUUAUUGAGGCAAGCAGAUCAGCGAUUUCAAGGUGGAGCCCAAGCAUGUGCUAUGCAUCGUGUAUAUAACAAUUCCCAACAGACCUACUAAAUUAUAAACGAUAGUCAAAUAGUUACUCUGUAAAAUGAGGAAUGCAUUUAUUCAAUUCCACUAAUAACAUUUAUUAGGGAUAAUUAUGAAAACACAGAGAUGAAAGAUCAAUGAUUUUAUAAUAAAAAAGAUUAUAUUGGUGAAAUAUUUGGGUAAGCCUGGCUUCUGUUGGCAUCCAUGAAUACAUAUUCACGCAUCAUUGAGAGAUUCUGCAGUGCAGAAUAUCAUAGUUAUCACUGUGAAAUCAUCUGCUUUAACUAGGUUGUUUCAUUGUGCCAUCUUAAUGCAAUGCAAUGAAUGGUCAAAGACAAACUUACAUUUCUUUACAACAAGAAAUUACACAUCAUUAAUCUACCUUAAGGACAUAGAGACAGUGGGUGAAGGGCGUAGAGACAGUGGGUGAAGGGCGUAGAGACAGUGGGUGAAGGGCGUAGAGACAGUGCAGCUGAGCGGAGGAGGUACAGGGCAUCCACAUUAUUUUUAUUGAUUUUAAAUAAAUUAUUGGGGGGAUGAAUCGACCUGUUCUGAAUGUUGUGGGGCGACAUAUCUCCCCUGCCAAUUCCAAGCAUCAUUUACUUUACUUUUCAAUGAACUGUGAUACCUUUUCAAAAAGUGAUUUAUUGUCCACCUUCCCUACAGAAUCGCAUGCUCCAUCCAUGACAGUGUGGGGGUCCAGAUUGAAGCGCUGCAUGGGGCCUAUCGUCUACACGGCUCCGCCAGAUGGUGGCUGGGGCUGGGUGGUGGCGGUCUCCUUCUUCCUGGUGGAAGUGUUCACCUACGGAGUCAUCAAGAGCCUGGGCAUCUUCCUCCAGGACCUGAUGGGGGAGUUUGGGGAGAGCAACAGCCGAGUCUCUUGGAUCAUCUCCAUCUGUGUCUUCGUCAUGGCCUUCACUGCUCCUCUCGCUUCUGUGAUGACCAACCGGUUUGGCUUCCAGACAGUUGUUAUGAUUGGUGGACUCCUCGUCUCCAUAGGAACCAUCGCCAGUGGCUUCACCAAAUCCAUCAACGAGAUGUACAUCACCAUCGGACUCGUUGCAGGUCUAGGGUACUGUCUGACCUUCCUACCCACCAUUACACUCCUGUCCCAGUACUUCUCCCACCGACGCUCCCUGGUCACAGCUGUCGCCUCCACAGGAGAGUCCUUCUCUGUGUUCGCGCUCGCCCCAGCCUUCUCUGCUCUGAGGGACUGUAUCGGCUGGCGUUACACCCUGGUGGUGAUCGGAGCUCUACAGGGCAUCAUCAUCAUCUGUGGAGUUCUGCUAAGACCCAUCAUCAUUAGACCUGGACCAGCCACGGAGACAGAAACUGAUGGGCUGGCUGACAAAGAGCUGAAGGCUCUGAACACAGAGGAGGAGUACUACAGUAAGGAGAGGUUGUCCAUUAAGGGCAGUUCAUAUGCUAAGGAUGGGUCUUACACACUGCAGUGUGAUAGCAAGCUGGCUCAUCGUUACUCCCUGAGCUCUGGAGAGUCUGUAAACUCUGAAGUUCAGUCCCUCCAUCACCAGGUCCUGGAGGACGGCAGUAAAGCAGGGGAGGAAAUAGAGGAGGAGGCGUCUUCACAGAGGUGCUUAGGAAGCAAGAAGAAGGAGAUGGAGAAGGACGAGGAGAAGGAUGAGAAGCCGACACAAACACUAUCCCCCCAGAAACUCCUUGACUUCUCCAUGUUAAGAGAAGGCAGCUUCAUCUGCUAUGCUCUCUUCGGCCUUUUUGCCACAUUGGGUUUCUUCGCCCCUCAGCUCUACAUCAUCGAGCUGAGUGUGAACCGUGGCGUGAUGCGUCACCGCGCCACCCACAUGCUCUCCGCCAUGGCCUUUGCCGAGAUCUUCGGCCGCCUCUCCAUUGGUUGGGUGCUAGGCAGGAAGCUGUUCAGAGGCAGGAAGCCCCUGGUGCUGCUGGGAUGUGUAGUUCUGCUGUGCCUGGUGCUGGUGGCCUUUACCCUGGUGUGGGAGUUCUGGGGCCUGGCCGUGUGUUGUGGGUUCUAUGGGUUUUUUAUAGGCACCGUGUCGUCGACACAUAUACCCAUGCUGGCAGAGGAGGAUGUGGUGGGCAUAGAAAGGAUGUCGUCAGCUGUGGGGGUCUAUGUGUUUAUACAAAGCUUCGCUGGGCUGGCGGGACCACCUCUGGGAGGUGUUCUUGUGGACCUGACUCAGAACUACGGCUCAGCGUUCUACUCCUGUGCGGUGGGUAUGAGUCUAGGGGCUGUGUUCCUGGGUCUGGUACGACCAGCCAAGAGAGGCCUGCUCUGCUGCAGCACAACCAGGCCUCAGAGCAUUUCGUAUUAUUCUAAUAAUACGAAGUUCUCUGAGACCAGGUUGUACAGCAGGAGGGGGCAUCAGAACCUCCCAGAACCCAUGCAGGUGGGGCCGGGGAACCCCGUACCUCAGCGAGAGGGGAAGGAGGCCCAGGACAGAGACAGUCCUCAGGACUUCCUAGAAGUUAACCUUGAUAUGGACCAGAAAACGUUACUGAAAAAGGCCAACAGAUGACAAUCUCUACUUGAAAAGACAUCACAAAGAUCUGGUUUUGGGUGUCUGGAGAGUGGCUCACACUGAACAAAGGAAAUCCCAAUCACGGCCAGUUAUGAUACAGCCUGAAAUCGAACCAGGGUGUCUGUAGCGACGCUGAAAUGCAGUGCCUUAGACCGCUGCGCCACACGGGAGCCCAUGAACAUGAACACACUGUUUUGGCUCAUGGUAUUGUAAGAGAGGAUACAAACAAUAUGUAGAUACAUGAAGUCAGCUGUGAAAAAACAAUAACACCAUGACAUGUUGUAUUCAAUUACUUUUUUUAAACUUCACUUUACAUUUUUUAGACAAAGCAAUCACUUGGUACUAAUAAAAAAUAAAUAUCACAAUAA
Messenger RNA from Oncorhynchus gorbuscha (pink salmon), 3502 nucleotides. Its product is annotated as monocarboxylate transporter 7. Lineage: Eukaryota; Metazoa; Chordata; Actinopteri; Salmoniformes; Salmonidae. Gene Ontology annotation, molecular function: monocarboxylic acid transmembrane transporter activity. Bases 1155 to 3131 code for a protein of 658 amino acids. The transcript has 7 exons. The record is from RefSeq and is a predicted model, not a curated record. Gene Ontology annotation, biological process: monocarboxylic acid transport; transmembrane transport.